AUGAUGACGUCACUAUAUGCGAUCUCUUUCCUUGCUGCACUUGUUGGAAACUCCCUUGGAGUGUACAUCAUAUGUUGGAAAUGUGGAACUAUCAAAGCAGCCACCAAUCUACUAAUAGCAAACCUUGCUUUUUCCAAUUUGCUCAUCACUUUAAUUGUCAUGCCCAUGUCGGUGACGUACCUGUACAUCGGAAACCGCUGGCAUUCGGGGAUUGCAGGAACCAUAACUUGCAAGUUCACCCAAUAUCUGUUCUUGUUUCCCAUCGCCACAUCCAUCCUGACCAUAUUGGUGGUGUCUAUAGAUCGUUUCUUUGCUGUGUUCUACCCGUUGAAAGGGCAAGUUUUUCGUAGGCCCAAGACCAUGACAGCCUCGAUUUGGAUUUGUUCGGCGAUACUCAUGAGUCCAGCCCUGGCAAUUUUCCAGGUGGUCUCUGACGGCGACGGAUCAUGGUCCUGUGUACUCUACUUUGGCGAAAAUCAACAAAGGGCCGACACCCUUUUUAAAGUGUAUUACAGCCUCAUUUUUGUUGUGCUUUAUUUGUUGCCUCUACUUAUUAUUUCUAUUCUGUACUCGCUUGUUUGCUACAAACUUUACAUCCGAAGACUACCCGGGAACACAGGAGCCCAAGCGUAUAAGAUUGCAGUGGAGAAGGCGAAACGCAAGGUUAUCAAAGUGCUUGUUAUGAUAGUGGCCGUGUUUGCGCUGUGCUGGUUUCCCGCUCAUGCGAUGCAUUAUCUCAUUGCAUUCGAUAGAGACGGUUAUUCUAAAAUUCCCUCUUAUCUUUUCCCCUUAUUUCUGUGGAUCUCUCACUCAAACAGUGCCAUCGACCCAUUUUUAUACAUACUACUAAGCCACAAUUUUCGUAGAGAGUUUCGCAAGGUUAUAAAUCAAUGUGGUCUUUAUAAGAAGAAGAAAAGUUUUCACAGGCGCCUCUCGAAACUCUCAAUUAACUUAUCGAAAAGAAAUUGGGAUACGAGACGCAUAAGUUCUCGUAAGAGUGGUUCCAAUUUCUGGUCGUUCCGCAGAACUGAUCUGUACAAAGCGGAAUUGGACGAGGAAAGAAAUGGAAAAUACAAUAUUCAACAUUUGAACGCAGCUAACGAAAAACCAGUUGUAGAAGAACUUCUCAGAGCAGCGCCCUUGGGUGAUCAUGUUUUGUAG
Molecule: messenger RNA, 1161 nt
Organism: Porites evermanni
Lineage: Eukaryota; Metazoa; Cnidaria; Anthozoa; Scleractinia; Poritidae
Source: the annotation of a GenBank genome assembly